CACAGUGGCUUAAACUGAUAAUUUUAAAGCAUUUAUUAACGCAAUUCAUAUAAGAUACCCAUUCCUAGCUAGGCAAAGUCGAGGCUUCCGGUUGUAUAUUCGCACAUAUUAAAGAAACGAAACGAUAUCGAGUUAUUCACUUCCUUGUUUAGUGCUUUCCCUUCCUAUAAGCGUGUUCUGUUAAAGAUAAAUGUGUUAAAUCUUCAGACUGAAAUUGAAGAAUGAGGUUCUCCAUGGAGCUUCGCCUCAUCGCUGUUUCUGUGUGUGUGUUGCUGCUGUGCGGCUCAUCGUGCGGAUCUAAUGCCUCUGUUCCUCUGGUCAUAUGGCACGGCAUGGGAGACAGUUGUUGCAAUCCACUGAGCAUGGGUGCUAUAAAGAAGAUGGUGGAAGAGGAAGUCCCAGGAAUUUAUGUGCUUUCCCUGAUGAUUGGCAAGUCAGUUCUACAGGACACUGAAAAUGGCUUCUUCAUGGAUGUCAAUGAGCAGGUGUCUUUCGUUUGUGAUCAGCUGUCCCAGGACCCUAAACUGAAGGGAGGCUACAAUGCAAUGGGCUUCUCCCAAGGGUCACAGUUUCUGCGAGCAGUUGCUCAGCGCUGUCCUGACCCCCCCAUGAAGAACCUGAUCUCGGUCGGUGGGCAGCAUCAAGGGGUAUUUGGUCUUCCUCGAUGUCCUGGUGAAAGCUCUCAUAUCUGUGACUGGAUUCGCAAGAAGCUGAACUCAGGAGCCUACACAGAUGCGAUUCAAAAACACUUGGUGCAGGCACAGUACUGGCACGAUCCCCUCAAUGAUGACUUGUAUAAAAAGUACAGUCUCUUCCUUGCUGACAUCAAUCAGGAGCGGGUGGUGAACGAGACCUACAAGAAGAAUCUCAUGUCUCUGAAAAAGUUUGUCAUGGUUAAGUUCCUGCAGGACACUAUGGUCGAUCCUCUGGAUUCUGAGUGGUUUGGGUUCUAUAAAGCUGGUCAGGGUAAAGAGCUGGAAACGCUGCAAGAAAGUGCAAUAUAUACAGAGGAUCGCCUGGGGUUGGCAGAGAUGGAUUCUGCAGGAAAGCUGGUGUUCCUCGCCUCUGAUGGAGAUCACCUACAGUUCACCCGGGAGUGGUUUAAUGAGCAUUUACUUCCCUACAUACGCUAAACACAGUGACUCGCUUUUAUUCCCAACGAGAGAGUUAAUGCACACUUCCACUGUCAGUCUUACACUGUCUCAUAUACGAAUUAAGCCUGUUUUGUUUUGUUGCACUGAUCUGACUUUUAUUUGACUGAUUCAAUAAUAAUAAAAUCUUUUUUAAUGGAA
Messenger RNA from Rhinichthys klamathensis goyatoka, 1292 nucleotides. RefSeq names its product palmitoyl-protein thioesterase 1 (ceroid-lipofuscinosis, neuronal 1, infantile) (gene ppt1). Lineage: Eukaryota; Metazoa; Chordata; Actinopteri; Cypriniformes; Leuciscidae. Gene Ontology annotation, cellular component: lysosome. The coding region runs from base 222 to 1133 and encodes 303 amino acids. Gene Ontology annotation, molecular function: palmitoyl-(protein) hydrolase activity. Gene Ontology annotation, biological process: receptor-mediated endocytosis; protein depalmitoylation. The transcript is spliced from 9 exons. The record is from RefSeq and is a predicted model, not a curated record.